AGUUUAGGUUGCCGUGACGUCACUCCUCAAGACAACAUCGACGACCUGAAGCAUGUCUCACGUGCUGAAAGACGCUGCUCAAAAGAGUGCCCGAUUAGUGGGCUUAACUAGACAAUGUCGACUCUUUCACUCCACCAACGCUUCAGCUCAGAAGGUGUUGAUGAGCCGGAUGGAAAGGGAUAAUUUCUUGGAUUAUGAUAAAAUGGAAAAUAGAUUAAAUAUUGUUAAGAGUAGGUUAAGCAGACCACUUACACUUUCGGAGAAAAUCGUCUACAGUCAUUUAGAUGAUCCUAAAAAUCAAGAGAUUAAAAGAGGUGAGAGUUAUUUAAAAUUAAGACCUGAUAGAGUUGCUAUGCAAGAUGCCACUGCACAGAUGGCGAUGUUACAAUUUAUAUCCAGUGGUCUGCCUAAAGUAGCUGUACCUUCUACUAUUCAUUGUGAUCAUUUAAUAGAGGCACAGCUUGGUGGAGAAAAAGAUUUAUCUAGAGCCAAGGAUAUCAAUAAAGAAGUGUAUGAUUUCUUGGCAUCUGCUGGUGCUAAAUAUGGUGUUGGUUUCUGGAAGCCUGGUAGUGGUAUUAUUCAUCAAAUUAUUUUAGAAAAUUAUGCUUUUCCUGGUGUUUUGUUGAUUGGUACUGACAGUCACACUCCAAAUGGAGGUGGUUUAGGUGGUGUUUGUAUAGGUGUUGGAGGAGCUGAUGCUGUAGAUGUCAUGGCUGAUAUUCCUUGGGAGUUAAAAUGUCCAAAGGUUAUUGGAGUAAAAUUAACAGGCAAACUGAAAGGUUGGACGUCACCUAAAGAUGUUAUUCUAAAAGUAGCAGGAAUCUUAACCGUGAAAGGUGGAACUGGUGCCAUUGUUGAAUAUUUUGGUCCUGGUGUUGAUUCCAUUUCUUGUACAGGUAUGGGAACAAUCUGUAACAUGGGAGCUGAGAUAGGAGCCACAACCUCAGUAUUUCCCUACAAUCAUAGAAUGGAAGAUUAUUUAAAGGCAACUAAUAGAGCAGAUAUUGCUGAUUUAGCCAAUAAUUAUAAAGGAUUAUUAACAGCUGAUAUCAAAGCUGAAUAUGAUCAAGUUAUAGAAAUAGAUCUUGAUACUCUCGAGCCACAUGUCAACGGUCCAUUCACCCCAGAUUUAGCUAACCCUGUAUCUCAACUAGGUAAAAUAGCCCAAGAAAAAGGUUGGCCUCUUGAUAUUAAAGUUGGUUUAAUUGGUAGUUGUACCAACAGUAGUUAUGAAGAUAUGUCUAGAUCAGCUAGUAUAGCCAAACAAGCUUUAAAACAUGGUAUUAAAUCUAAAGCAGCAUUUACUAUUACACCAGGCUCUGAACAAAUAAGAGCUACUAUUGAAAGAGAUGGUCAGGCUCAAGCGUUAAGAGAAAUUGGUGGUAUUGUAUUAGCUAAUGCCUGUGGUCCAUGUAUCGGUCAAUGGGAUAGGAAAGAUGUGAAGAAAGGAGAAAAAAAUACAAUUGUUACCUCAUAUAAUAGAAAUUUUACUGGUCGUAAUGAUGCUAAUCCUGCAACUCAUGCCUUUGUUACCUCCCCUGAAUUAGUAACUGCCAUGUCUAUUGCUGGAGAUUUAGGAUUUGAUCCAAGAAGAGAUGAACUUACUGGUUCUGAUGGUACUAAAUUCAAGCUUGAAUCACCCUAUGGUGAUGAGUUACCAUCUAAAGGAUUUGAUCCUGGACAAGAUACAUACCAGCCCCCACCUAAAGAUGGCAGUAAUUUGUCUGUUAAUGUUUCACCUGGUAGUAAUAGAUUACAAUUAUUAAAACCAUUUGAUAAAUGGAGUGGUAAAGAUAUUACUGAUAUGGUAGUUUUGAUUAAGGCUAAAGGUAAAUGUACAACUGAUCAUAUUAGUGCAGCUGGUCAGUGGUUAAAAUAUAGAGGACAUUUAGAUAAUAUUUCUAAUAAUUUACUUAUUGGGGCAGUCAAUGCUGAAAAUGGUGAAAUUAACAAAGUAAAGAACCAGCUUUCUGGUGAAUAUGAUGGUGUUCCAGACACUGCCAGAAAAUACAAGGCUGCUAAGGUACCAUGGUGUGUAGUUGGUGAUGAGAACUAUGGUGAAGGUAGUAGUAGAGAACAUGCUGCUUUAGAACCAAGGCAUCUUGGUGGUCGAGCCAUUAUUGUUAAAUCUUUCGCUAGAAUCCAUGAAACUAAUUUAAAGAAACAAGGAAUGUUGCCUCUAACCUUUGCUAAUCCCAGUGAUUAUGAUAAAAUUCAACCUUCAGAUAGAGUCUCUUUAGUAGGUUUGGCUGAGCUGGCCCCAGGAAAGUCUGUACAAUGUGAGGUUAAACAUCAAGAUGGUUCUGUUGAUAAAAUAGAAUUAAAACACACAAUGAAUGAUGGACAGAUUUCAUGGUUUAGAGCUGGUAGCGCUCUUAACAGAAUGGCAGAAUUGAAAUAAUCAGCAGCAAUUGUGAUACACUAUAGAUUUAUUAAGUCAUAUUUGACAAUGCAAAUAACUGGCCAGCAAAAAUACUAGUUCAAGAUAGAAAAGAAUUUAAAAAAAAUGAAAUAAAAAACAGACAAGAUAUACAUAUCUUUUAAGAUGGCCACAUUGUAUAAACUAGGAAGAUUUUAGCUCUGAAAAAAAAAAUACAAAAAAAAAAUGAAAAAAUAAUGAAUUUUAUUAUUAAAAAGAAAAAAUGUCUGGUUGGCAAGUAUAGAAAAAAAAUUAAAAUUUAUUUAAGUGUAUAGUAAUUGUUUGUUUUAAAGAAAGAGUAUUUUGUAUUUUAUCAAAGUUAUUAUUGUCUAGAAUAUAGAAUCUCUUGGAUAAUUAUUUCUGUUUUAAAGUAUGUGUGAGACAAGUUUUAGGCCUAUGUUGAUUUUAAUCAAAACAAAAAAAAUGUAAAUAAAAAUUUUAAUUUAAAC
Messenger RNA from Lottia gigantea (owl limpet), 2868 nucleotides. RefSeq lists its product as hypothetical. Gene Ontology annotation, cellular component: cytosol; mitochondrion. The transcript has 19 exons. The record is from RefSeq and is a predicted model, not a curated record. Gene Ontology annotation, biological process: tricarboxylic acid cycle. Gene Ontology annotation, molecular function: aconitate hydratase activity; 4 iron, 4 sulfur cluster binding. Lineage: Eukaryota; Metazoa; Mollusca; Gastropoda; Lottiidae. Bases 53 to 2401 code for a protein of 782 amino acids.